Marasmius oreades (fairy-ring Marasmius) is the source of this 1257-nucleotide messenger RNA. RefSeq lists its product as uncharacterized. Gene Ontology annotation, cellular component: extracellular region. Lineage: Eukaryota; Fungi; Basidiomycota; Agaricomycetes; Agaricales; Marasmiaceae. The coding region runs from base 1 to 1257 and encodes 418 amino acids. Gene Ontology annotation, molecular function: chitinase activity; chitin binding. The record is from RefSeq and is a predicted model, not a curated record. The transcript is spliced from 6 exons. Gene Ontology annotation, biological process: carbohydrate metabolic process; chitin catabolic process.
AUGAUUUCUUCUGGUGCUCUAUUCCUGAUUCUUACCACCGCAUCGUACUCCCAUGCUUUGUCCCUCGGCUUAGAUGCCCAACUUCGCGUCGGUCGGUCGAAACCAGUAGCUGCUGCCUGGUACGCCGGUUGGCACGCUAGCGAAUUCCCUCUUUCUCAAGUAUCAUGGGACAAGUAUACAUAUCUCACAUACUCAUUCGCGUUUCCAACUGAGGACCCCAGUAUCAUUAGUUUAGCGGGCUCAGCACCGGAGACCUUACCGAAAUUCGUCAAGGCGGCCCAUCAGCACAGAGUAGGGGCACUUGUAUCCAUCGGAGGCUGGGCUGGCUCGCGAUUCUUCUCCACAGCAGUUGCUAGUCCCCAAAAUCGGACUAAAUUCGUGAACGCGGUCACUGAAUUCGCCACCAAGCACGACUUGGAUGGGAUCGAUUUCGACUGGGAGUAUCCCAACAAGGAAGGAGUUGGCUGUAACGCCAAGAGUCCUAACGAUACUUCCAACUUUCUUGCGUUCCUCAAAGAGCUUCGUACCACCGAUGUUGGCCAGAAACUCAUUUUGACCGCAGCCACGGCUAUCACCCCGUUCGCUGACGCCAACGGCAAUCCCAGCCAAGACAUGUCAGGCUUCGCAAAAUUCUUGGACUACAUCGCGCUCAUGAAUUACGAUAUUUGGGGCGGCUGGAGCGCUACCGUUGGACCGAAUGGUCCGCUGAACGACUCUUGUGCAGCUCCCCAGAACCAGCAAGGUUCUGCUGUCAGAGCUGUCAAGGCAUGGUCCGCUGCUGGUGUUCCCUUGAAUAAACUCUUGUUGGCCGUCCCUGCGUACGGACAUUCUUUCACCGUUAACAAAACCGCUGCUUUUACUUCGAACGAUAUGAAAGAGCUCGCACUCUACCCUGGAUUCAACGCCAGCAUUCAUCAGAAAGGUGAUAGCUGGGAUGAUGGUGGUCUCGACGUUUGCGGGGUUGAACAACCUGCAGGAGGCACCUUCAACUUCUGGGCAAUCAUUAAAAGUUAUCUGAACAACGACGGAACCCCAAAGUCCGAUGUUCCAUACAAGUUUGAUGACUGCAGCAAAGCGGCCUAUGUGUACGACAAGGAACGUGAACUGAUGGUCGCCUUCGACGAUGCGAGCUCCUUCGCCGCCAAAGGCAAGUACAUUGCACAGACGGGUCUGGCAGGAUUCGCAUUGUGGGAGGCAGCAGGCGACUACAACGACAUCCUCCUUGACGCUAUUCGGGAAGGAAGUGGGAUGUGCUAG